Messenger RNA from Arachis duranensis, 1895 nucleotides. RefSeq lists its product as uncharacterized. NCBI's taxonomy places the organism in Eukaryota, Viridiplantae, Streptophyta, Magnoliopsida, Fabales, Fabaceae. The record is from RefSeq and is a predicted model, not a curated record.
UCCCCUCCCAACCCCCCCCCCUCUCCCUCUCCCACUCUCUCCACCUCCACCUCUCCCACUCUCCCUCUUCUCUCUCCCAAUCCCUCUCCCAAGCCCUCUCCUCCCUCAUCAACUCCACCCCCUCCCCUCUCCGCUCCUCCCUCACCCCAAUCCCUUACUCCCCCAUCGACGAAAUCAUCAAGCGCGAUUACCACUCCCUCAAGCCCGUCCAAGGCGUCUACAUCUACCUCAUCAAUUUGUCUCGCCCCAAACCCUAUGCUUAUAGCUUCAACGAAGGCUCCGGUGACUCGUCCCCAGCUGUCACUAAAUGCCUCGGCAGCGUUUGGACUGCUAAGGAGCGUUAUGUCUGGAUCGACUUAGGUGCCGGCCCCUUCGAUUACGGCCCUGCAAUAUCCGGUGACGGUGUCAUACCCCGUGGCGAGUUUCACCCGCUCGCUGCCGCCCAUGGCCGCCCCAAGUCCCAGAAGGCAUUUGCCGCUGACCUUGCCUCGUUGGUGUGGAGUGCAUAUCAGGUUUUUAUGGUGCCUUCGCUGAGGAUUCCGGUUCCCUUCGAGAAUUCGCUGGUUGUGCAGUUUGUGCAUAUUUAUUCAGGGGAGAAGGACCCUCGUGGAUUGGAAUGGAGCGCGAUUGAGAAGGUUUUCAAGGAUGAGGUUGGUGAGAAUGGGCUUUUGUUGGGUUCUCAGUCAUUGACCUUUAAGUCCUUUGAGGUUAAGUACACUGAGUGUGCUGUUUGUUCGUUUGCAAUUUCACGGUCGAUGAAUUCGUAUACUUCUAGGUUCUUGUUUGAUAAUUAUACAUUGAUUGUGAGUGAGUACUUGGACUCUAAGAGGCUGCAUCAGAUUCUAUCUGAUUCAGCUGACGAGAUUAGGAAGUCUGCCGGGAUGCCGGAGGAGGAUUUUGGUAGGAUUGUGCCGGUGUAUGUGUUUGAUUUGGACUACAAUUCGCUUCUGUUGUUGGAUAGGUACCAUCAGAGUGUUGCUUUCAAGGAUAUGGUUAUUGCAGUUAGGACCAGGAAUACGCAGACUGUGAGUGAUUAUAGCUGUAAUGGUCGGCAUGUGUUUACACAGACGAGAGAGCUCGUGAGGCCGCUGGUUGGAUCGAUCCUGCAGAGCAUGUGGGGAGUUUCACCAACACAUCUUUCUUGGAGCCCAAGGCACAACAGUACCCUGGUGGAUUAUACUUGGAGCAUAGGGCAGACACCGUUUGGGCCAUUCUCUGAGCUGUCGUCUCUGUCCUUUGUGCAGAAAGAUGCAGCGCGGAGGAAUAUUCUGUUGACGACAAUGAAUUACAGCAUAUCGAGCGCCAUAGAUGUCCUUCAGUCCAUUGAAACACAUGGGGGAGACAGGAAUCUGCUCAAGGGGAAGCAACAUGUUGAGUUUGUUCAGAGGUGGAACCUUUUCAAGCACAAGCUGAACAAGGCUGUGUCUGCGCUGUCGCAUUUGGAUUUCGAGAUGGCUUUGUAUUACUUGAGGUCUCAAUUGUUUAUCAUGCUUCUCAGGAGAUUGAGGCAUCCCUUGUGUGCUUUAAGGACCCUUCAUUUCCCUGGGCUUCAGUUUCAUUCUCGGCAGUGGCUUUCCUUUUCCUCUCUUAUGUUUAUGCGAAACGAGAUAAGCUUUUCAGAAACAAAAGAAAGCAAUUUUAAAUUUUGAUGCCAUCACAUGAGGACAGAAAGUCUGUAAGAUUUUAACAAAACCCAACACAUGUAUCAUUGUAGAAGAGUUAAAAACAAGGGGAGCGAUAAUUACAUGGAAACUAGAGGAUGAACUUAUUUUAGCCUCUUUUGCCAACCGAAGUCAGAGAGUUCUGAAUUUGUUUCAUCUUUGUUGCUAUAAAAACCCUAGAGUGUGGUUGAAGGGAAGAGGUUUGUCCUCCUUUAACUAAACGUUGUCAAGAUG